AUGAGUGUAUGUGAGCCAAUGGGCCGGUCAAAUCAAGGUUUUUGCGAUCAAGAGCAGCAGCCUCGCAGUUCGGAUUCCAUUGGGACUGUUUCUUGUACCACUUUCAAUAUUCUUGCACCCAUUUACAAACGUUUGAACGGCAAGAAUUGUGAGAGUGAGUUCCGUGAAAUUUGGCUUGGUCGGAAUAUAAGCAUACUGGAUGGAAUUUCACACUUCGGCACAUCAUCUUCUUAUUUUGGAUUAGGAAUUUGGGUGCAUAACGAAGAACUUGUCAAACUGUAUGAUAAGAGGCUUGGAGAUACAGGAUACGUGACAUACAAACUUGCACGAACAAAUAACAGGGGAGAUGGUACAUUAACUUCCACUUGA
This is a messenger RNA of Thlaspi arvense, 369 nucleotides long. NCBI's taxonomy places the organism in Eukaryota, Viridiplantae, Streptophyta, Magnoliopsida, Brassicales, Brassicaceae. The record is from the annotation of a GenBank genome assembly.